Medicago truncatula (barrel medic) is the source of this 1612-nucleotide messenger RNA. RefSeq names its product protein RETICULATA-RELATED 4, chloroplastic. The coding region runs from base 88 to 1254 and encodes 388 amino acids. The record is from RefSeq and is a predicted model, not a curated record. The transcript is spliced from 8 exons. Lineage: Eukaryota; Viridiplantae; Streptophyta; Magnoliopsida; Fabales; Fabaceae.
AGUCAUAACAGCAUAACACAACUCAACUAAACUAAAACCCCUGAGUGAGUAGUGUGCGCAGCUUCGUAAGUGAGUGAAAAGGCAACAAUGUCGUCGAUCGCUUUUUCCUUCGUUCCUCCUUCUUCCCAUUCUCUUUCUUCUCAUUCUCCUUCCACUCCUAAAUCCCUCCCUUCUUUUUCUUUCCCUCCACUUUCCCUCCGUCUCCGUAUCACUCCUUCUCCAUCUUCCUCCUUCCGUAUCAACCACCGCACAGAUCCUCUCUUCAUUCUUCAUUCCACCGAUUCCGCCGCACCUUCCUUCGACGGCGGCUCAUUCGGCGGCGGAGAUGACGGAAAAAACAAUGACGGACAUGGAGGACACGGAGGACAUGGAGACGGAGAAAGCAAUGACGGAAAGAGUGGAGGAUUGAAUGAGGCGCUGUUGUUGUUGGCGCAAGCGGGGAGGUCGUUGGAGAGUGUGCCGGCUGACUUAGCUUCUGCUAUCAAGGAAGGUAAGAUUCCGGCGUCUGUAGUUGCCAGGUUUUUGGAGCUUGAGAAAUCUCCGUUUAUGCGAUGGUUGCUUCAGUUUGGUGGUUUUAAAGAGCGUCUACUUGCUGAUGAUCUUUUUCUUGCUAAGGUUGGAUUUGAAUGCGGCGUUGGCGUCUUCACCAAGACUGCUGCUGAGUAUGAUCGUCGGAGAGAGAAAUUUUUCGAUGAGCUUGAAAUUGUGUUCGCCGAUGUGGUCAUGGCUAUAAUCGCAGAUUUCAUGCUUGUUUAUCUACCUGCACCUACAGUUUCUCUUAGACCACCACUUGGAGUCAGUGCAGGGGCCAUUACUAAGUUUUUCCACAACUGCCCAGAUAAUGCAUUCCAGGUUGCUCUCUCUGGAUCAUCAUAUUCUUUCUUGCAAAGAGUUGGUGCAAUUGUGCGUAAUGGGUCCAAGCUUUUUGCAGUUGGAUCUGCUUCGUCACUGGUUGGGACAGUUGUGACUAAUGCCGCAAUUAAUGCAAAGAAGGCUGUUAAUAAGGAUUCUGCAGAGGAAAUUGAAAAUGUUCCCAUAUUUUCUACCAGUGCUGCUUAUGGUGUUUAUAUGGCAGUUUCUAGCAACCUCAGGUACCAAGUUCUUUCUGGAAUUAUUGAACAGAGGCUUUUGGAACCUUUGUUGCACCAGCACAAGCUUGUACUUAGUGCUCUUUGCUUUGCUGUUCGAACCGGCAAUACAUAUCUGGGUUCAUUAUUAUGGGUGGAUUAUGCACGUUGGAUAGGGGUUCAGUAGACCCAAGACAAAGAUAAUGACUUGGAUCUUUCUUGACGGACUGCAUUUAAAUCAAGAAGCGUGUUUCCUUCAUUACUUGACAUCAGAGAACAAAUUAACGGAGUAGCCCAUUAGUUUUUUUUUAUCUUUAUUUAUUUUUGUGCGCUCAUUGCCGAGCACUCUGCUUAUUCUUAUUUUUCUCAUAAGUUUCCUCAUUCAAUUGAUGUUAUGAGGAUGACAACACAUAUAUACUUUUUUUUAUCUUUGGGUACAAGGAUAUAGUUUGAAAGUAGAUGAGAAUGUUGCAGCAGAUUGAAAGAUAUUAAAGAAACAAGUUUUUUCUUAAUGGCAAAAGAAAUCCUCUGUUUUUGACCUGAAA